GGACUGCUAAUAUGGACACAAAUGUAUUGGCUGCUUCUAAGGACCCAAAGGAUUUACAACAAACCCCCGCCCAAUCCAGGACUGCUUACCUAGACGCAAAUGUACACGCUGCUUCUAUGGACACAAAGGAUUUAAAACAAACCCAAUACAGGAAGCUCGCUAUUGAUGCAAAUCAACUGUCUUGUAUGGACCCAACAACACAUACAAAAAACCCCGGCCACUCCAAGUAUACAUACAUAAUUUUAACCCUUGCAUCAUUCAUUGGAUUUCUCACCCUCACACCCUUCCCUGAAUUUAAAUCACCUCUUAAAUCGUAA
Messenger RNA from Solanum stenotomum, 317 nucleotides. RefSeq lists its product as uncharacterized. The transcript has 3 exons. The coding region runs from base 12 to 317 and encodes 101 amino acids. The record is from RefSeq and is a predicted model, not a curated record. NCBI's taxonomy places the organism in Eukaryota, Viridiplantae, Streptophyta, Magnoliopsida, Solanales, Solanaceae.